AAUGGUUGUGAAGGAAAACAAUAUGGCGUUGCUUCGGGAGCAGAUUCCCACAGCUUCUUUUAUCGUCAGAAAUAAUGUACUCCUAAUUGAUUAUUGAUCGUAAAGGAUAUAGAUUUUGAAAAUGUAUUCAAGAGCACAUCUUCUAAUCGAAAGGGAUAUAAAUCAAUUUAACAAAGAGACACCAUGGGGAUGUGAAAUAUAUCCUUUAAAAGAUGAUUCAGUCUUUGAAUUAUUGGCUAAAGUUAAAGGACUCAGAAAUACUAAGUGGGAGGGUGGCAUUUUCAAGAUCUAUAUUCAUUUUGAUGAGCACUAUAAUAUGAAACCACCUGAAAUUUAUUUUCAAACAAUACCUUUUCAUCCCAAUGUUGAUGCAAGUAGUGGAAAACCUUCCAUUGAUUUCCUAGACUACCCCCAGAAAUGGAAUGAAAACUACAGUCUUUCAAAUAUUUUGGUUGCCCUUCAGGCGUUACUUUCACAUCCAGUGCUAGAAAAUGCAGUGAACACGCAAGCUGCCCAAAUGCUGAUGGUUGCUCCACUGUCAUAUGAACAGAUGGUUCAAGAAUGUGUGGCUGCUAGUCAGAAAGUGGAAGAUGGUAAAGAUCCACAUGAAACUACUUUGCAGGCAGUGGCCAAGUUAGAAAAGACAGCAGGAAAAAAUAUGACAUCCCAGUCAGCAAAACGCCCUAGCUCACAUUCCACCAGACUAUCUUUCAAUGACUACCACACAACAUGGUGCAAUAUUGCCACAUCCAAGACCAGAUAUGAGUCUGUUAAUCCUUUGCUUGAUCAGUUGAAAGAGAAUGAAAAACUACAUGAAAUUCACUUAGGUUUACAAAGAAAUGAAAUAGAAGAACAAAUAAAAAAACAUAUAGAUGAUCACAACACUUUGAUGUAUGGUGUGUUUAAACACAAACCCUCCAAUGAAACACUGAAGGCAGCAAAACUGGCCCAGUUAGAGAAGAUGAAAAGACUUUACCUUCCACCUAGACAGACACCAAACCCUGAGUUCACACAUAACGAAGCAAAAGUUUUAGUCAGUGAAGAGACAUGGGAGAAAGAAGUGGAUGAACUUGUUAACUGGACCAACAAUUUGAACACAAAUUUUAUUGACGCUACAUAAUCAUUUUUGAGUAUUUUCUUAACUUAGUAACCAAAGCCUUUUGGUUGCUUUACAAUUUUAAGAAGUAAUUUUUUUUAGUACUUUGAAAAAAAAAAUGUGCUUGAUUAAGCUAAAGAUACAGACCCUAUACAUAAUUCAUUGUUGAAAUCAGCUAUCAGGGAGGCUAUGUCCAAAUAGUGCUAGCACUUUGUGGAAUCCUCCAUUACCUACUAAAAUCUCUAAAUUUCACACAGUAAUUGUGUAAAUAAUUUAAAACCACUGCAAACUCAAUGUGCUUUAUUUAUUCUUUUUUUUAAAAACUUUGUAGAAAAAUACGAAUAAAAAUGUAAAUAUCUA
Physella acuta is the source of this 1456-nucleotide messenger RNA. Its product is annotated as ubiquitin-conjugating enzyme E2 U. Lineage: Eukaryota; Metazoa; Mollusca; Gastropoda; Physidae. The record is from RefSeq and is a predicted model, not a curated record.